UCCGCAAUUUGAACGCGUCGCGCACGACGAAAAGAAGCCGAGGAAUCUUCGGAUCGUUCGCCAUGUGCGACUGUCCCGACGUAAAGGACGAACGGCGAGCCGGCGCGGAAACCGUGACGCUUUUCACGUCGUGCGCGAAAUCGUAUCGUCCCGCGAAAGAUGUGACCGGGAGACUCAGCUGCGCCACGAUUUCGGAUAAGGACGACCUGGAGCCGGUGGAUUCUUCGCAGUCCAUUCUAGGAUUGACCGUCUGUCGCAACACGAACGUGUCUCCUGCGAGCUCCGUAUCCUCCAGCGACACCAGAACGUACAAGUUCGUCAGCCCUGCGGAAUGCGAGUGCCUCUUGGGAGAAGACGAGGAGGAGGCGUGGCAGCCGCCGGCGGUGUCGUUCGAGCCGUGCAUCUGCGAGGAGGAAGCCGAAGAGGAGCCGGACAUCGAGUGCACUCUGGCGAUCAUCAAACCGGAAGCUGUGGUUUACAGGAGGCAGAUCGAGCGGCGCGUCUUCGAGGAAGGCUUCGAGGUGUAUCGAACGCGGUGGCUGCAGCUCACGCCGGAACAGGUGUCCGAGUUCUAUUCGGACAGGUACGGCCAGACGAACUUCGCGCACCUGGUGGCUUACAUGGCGUCAGGCCCCAUAGUCGUCCAUGUUCUGGCCAAGCACCGCGCCGUGCAGGAGUGGAGGAUGCUCAUGGGCCCGACCAAGGUGACAGAGGCGCGGCUGUAUUAUCCCGACAGUAUCAGAGCCAGAUACGGCAGGCGAGGCGAGGAUUUCAAGAACGCCGUUCACGGUAGCUGCUCCAGGAAGGAAGCGGAGAGAGAGAUACACUUCUUCUUUCCUGAAUCGAUCGUGGAGCCUAUUUUGAAGAAUCAAAUGGCCGUCGACCACUUGGAGGAGGUCGUCAAUUCGGUUCUCACGGAGGGACUGUCCUUGUGUUGCAAGCUGAAGCCAGCCGAGCCGAUCCUGUGGCUGGCCCACUGGCUGAUCCUGAACAACCCUAACAAGCCGAAGCUACCGCAGGACCUCGCAAUGAUUCCAACUUAAACCUCCUCUGUACCUUCUGUCUAAUUCAGGAUUCGAUUAAAACCAGUCUAUGCUAAUCAAUUAA
Molecule: messenger RNA, 1107 nt
Organism: Megalopta genalis
Lineage: Eukaryota; Metazoa; Arthropoda; Insecta; Hymenoptera; Halictidae
Source: RefSeq, a predicted model, not a curated record